AUGACAUACGAUAUAAUCGAAUUUAAUAAAGUAAUACGUGUCUUGUAUGAUUAUGGCCUAGCUGAGCCAGAUAUGUCGCCAACAGAAUAUACAGAAUCGCGUGGGUAUAGCAUGCAUAGUUGUGUGCACGCCUGGACGAGACACGUGUUGAACGAGAUAGAGAGCAAUGAUUUGGCACAGCUCGCAAUAAUAUACGUAAGCUUAAAGAUACCAAAGAACACCGAACAGAAGUACUAUACACUACAACGGCGGCUUCUAGGGCAUGCAGCAUUUUGUUCAACAACGAUCUUGAACGGAACACCAGUUACUAAAGGAGAAGAGUGGACUUUAAAAGGACUAGGCGACCUGUUUAGAAACAUGGCCCUAUUUCAAGAGGCAGAGGCCAUGUACAAGCGCGCACUGCAGGGCGAAGAGAAGGCACUUGGGCCAGCACCAUGUAUAAGCGUGCACUGCAGGGCGGAGAGAAGGUACUUGGGUAAUCUCUAUCGAGAUCAGGGCCGGAUUCAAGAAGCAGAGACUUUGUAUCGGCGUGCGCUACAGGGAUAUGAAAAGGCAAUAGCAGAGAAUAUAACUCCUAGUAUUGGUUCUCUCGAGAAUAUGGAAGAUUUUGCAAAGUUUCAAGUUCAACAGGGCAAAACGCAUGAAGCAAGAUCUUUGUAUAUACGGUGCCAGGAAGGAUUGAAGGCUGUGCUUGGUAUUGAGCAUAGCCGGUAUAAGGCUAUGACUCGAGAAAUUGAGUUGUUGAGUGAAGAUGGUGGACGAUAG
Podospora anserina S mat+ is the source of this 765-nucleotide messenger RNA. RefSeq lists its product as uncharacterized. The record is from RefSeq and is a predicted model, not a curated record. The transcript is spliced from 2 exons. Lineage: Eukaryota; Fungi; Ascomycota; Sordariomycetes; Sordariales; Podosporaceae. Bases 1 to 765 code for a protein of 254 amino acids. Gene Ontology annotation, molecular function: protein binding.